Purpureocillium takamizusanense is the source of this 387-nucleotide messenger RNA. RefSeq lists its product as uncharacterized. The transcript has a single exon. The record is from RefSeq and is a predicted model, not a curated record. Bases 1 to 387 code for a protein of 128 amino acids. Lineage: Eukaryota; Fungi; Ascomycota; Sordariomycetes; Hypocreales; Ophiocordycipitaceae.
AUGUACGUGGGUAGUCAACAAACGGAUACCAUCCAUCCCAUCAUCCACCGCUGCUGCUGCUGCUGCGUGCGAGCGAGCGGCAAUUCUUCUGCAACCUGCACACCCACCACCGCCCGAGCCCCACGCACGAGCGCUGCUGCGGACCGGGCCCCGGGGAAGGAUGAUGGAGGAGGGCGGCAGCAACACCAGAUGGGCAUGCCGAUGCAAAGCAACGCAAAGCAACGCAACGCAAGGGAACUACACACGAGCUUCCACACCGCUCUCCCCUUCCCCCCUCCCCCGGGGGAGCGCGGCGACGAGUUUUGUCUGUCUGAUCUGAGACGAGACAAAGAAGCUGCUGCUGAUGUCCUCGUGGUUCGCAGCAGCAGCAGCAGUAGCAGCAGUUAG